Messenger RNA from Penicillium hordei, 471 nucleotides. RefSeq lists its product as uncharacterized. The record is from RefSeq and is a predicted model, not a curated record. Lineage: Eukaryota; Fungi; Ascomycota; Eurotiomycetes; Eurotiales; Aspergillaceae. The coding region runs from base 1 to 471 and encodes 156 amino acids. The transcript has a single exon.
AUGGCAUGGUCUUCAUACAACGUCCCCCCAAACGCUUCCAGCGCGCCUGGUCAAAAUCAGGGUGCUAGGGAUGCUUAUCCCCCCUAUGGGUCUGCUGCUCAUCAGUACCCUCCCUCUCUGGCGACAGAACCGUCGAUGUUCCCUGAGAACCAUCUUCCGUAUAAUACUCCCAUGCAGCAUCCCUCCGCGCCAGUCCACCCCAAGUACAACAUGCCUUUUAUCCUGACCCAUACCGACUUUGAUUCUCCCAAUCACAAUACGGUACACAAUCCCUCGAUCGAGAACAAUAGAUCUGGGGAGCUCUCUCCCAUGAGCUAUCUCAGCUCUGGACUCAGUACUGCAUGCACCACACCAUCGGGAUCGAGAUCAUCCACUCCCGCCAUGCAAGAGAUACCCCAAUCAGGUCUUGGUGGUCAUGAAAUGCAGACCACCUAUCGUGCUGCCCGAACACUCAGACCGGGACACGAGUAA